Molecule: messenger RNA, 1709 nt
Organism: Dama dama (fallow deer)
Lineage: Eukaryota; Metazoa; Chordata; Mammalia; Artiodactyla; Cervidae
Gene: GABRB2
Product: gamma-aminobutyric acid type A receptor subunit beta2
Exons: 10
Coding region: 238-1662 (474 amino acids)
Biological process (GO): nervous system process; chemical synaptic transmission; monoatomic ion transmembrane transport
Cellular component (GO): GABA-A receptor complex; synapse; neuron projection
Molecular function (GO): extracellular ligand-gated monoatomic ion channel activity; neurotransmitter receptor activity; GABA-A receptor activity
Source: RefSeq, a predicted model, not a curated record
UCCUCGCGGAGCUGUCGGAUUCCCGCCUCCACACUUCCCCUGGAGUCAUUCCCCGGCCGUCCCAGGAUAACCCCUGACCUAGGCUGGGGAGAAGGAAGGCUGUCAAGAGGCAGCGGCUGCCCCUUUGAUGUUUUGGUACGCCGUGCGCAUGCGCCUCACAUUAGAAUUACUGCACUGGGCAGACUAAGUUGGAUCUCCUCUCUUCAGCGAAACCCUCAACCAUCCAAAACUAAAGGGAUGUGGAGAGUCCGGAAAAAGGACUACUUUGGGAUUUGGUCAUUCCCCUUAAUAAUCGCCGCCGUCUGUGCGCAGAGUGUCAAUGACCCUAGUAAUAUGUCGCUGGUUAAAGAGACGGUGGAUAGACUCCUGAAAGGUUAUGAUAUUCGACUGAGACCAGAUUUUGGAGGUCCCCCUGUGGCAGUGGGAAUGAACAUUGACAUUGCCAGCAUCGACAUGGUUUCUGAAGUCAAUAUGGACUAUACCUUGACAAUGUACUUUCAGCAAGCUUGGAGAGAUAAGAGGCUGUCCUAUAACGUAAUACCUUUAAACUUGACUCUGGACAAUAGAGUGGCUGACCAACUCUGGGUGCCUGAUACCUACUUCCUGAACGAUAAGAAGUCAUUUGUGCAUGGAGUGACCGUCAAGAACCGUAUGAUUCGCCUGCAUCCAGAUGGGACAGUCCUUUAUGGCCUCAGAAUUACAACCACAGCUGCCUGCAUGAUGGACCUGAGGCGGUACCCACUGGAUGAACAAAACUGCACCUUGGAAAUUGAAAGUUAUGGAUAUACAACCGAUGACAUUGAGUUUUAUUGGCGUGGGGAUGAUAACGCAGUGACAGGAGUAACCAAGAUUGAGCUUCCACAGUUCUCUAUUGUAGAUUACAAACUGAUCACCAAGAAGGUUGUUUUUUCCACAGGUUCCUAUCCCAGGUUAUCCCUCAGCUUUAAGCUUAAGAGAAACAUUGGUUACUUUAUCCUGCAGACAUAUAUGCCAUCUAUCUUGAUCACUAUCCUCUCCUGGGUCUCCUUCUGGAUUAAUUACGAUGCUUCAGCUGCAAGAGUGGCAUUAGGAAUUACAACUGUGCUAACAAUGACCACUAUCAAUACCCACCUCCGGGAGACUCUCCCUAAGAUCCCUUAUGUGAAGGCCAUUGACAUGUACCUGAUGGGGUGCUUUGUCUUUGUUUUCAUGGCCCUUCUGGAAUAUGCUUUGGUCAACUACAUCUUUUUUGGGAGGGGACCUCAACGCCAAAAGAAAGCAGCUGAAAAGGCUGCCAGUGCCAACAAUGAGAAGAUGCGCCUGGAUGUCAACAAGAUGGACCCCCAUGAGAACAUCUUACUGAGCACUCUUGAGAUAAAAAAUGAAAUGGCCACCUCCGAGGCUGUGAUGGGACUUGGAGAUCCAAGGAGCACAAUGCUGGCCUAUGAUGCCUCCAGCAUCCAGUAUCGGAAAGCCGGGUUGCCCAGGCAUAGUUUUGGCCGAAAUGCCCUGGAACGGCACGUGGCACAGAAGAAAAGCCGCCUGCGGAGACGUGCCUCCCAACUGAAAAUCACCAUUCCCGACUUGACUGAUGUGAAUGCCAUAGAUCGGUGGUCCCGCAUAUUCUUCCCAGUGGUUUUCUCCUUCUUCAACAUCGUCUACUGGCUUUAUUAUGUGAACUAAAACAUAGCCUCCGUGGGAAGCAAGGACUAGAUUCCUCCUCAAACCAG